Molecule: messenger RNA, 3746 nt
Organism: Venturia canescens
Lineage: Eukaryota; Metazoa; Arthropoda; Insecta; Hymenoptera; Ichneumonidae
Product: ATP-dependent RNA helicase l(1)G0007
Exons: 6
Coding region: 286-3663 (1125 amino acids)
Biological process (GO): mRNA splicing, via spliceosome
Cellular component (GO): intracellular anatomical structure; spliceosomal complex
Molecular function (GO): 3'-5' RNA helicase activity; ATP binding; RNA binding
Source: RefSeq, a predicted model, not a curated record
UUUAUAGCUAUAUAUAUAAGAUGAAAGACCAGCAACAUGUAACAUGCUGACAGUACGUAAGCAAACGUAGAAUAUGUGAGGUUACUUUGUAUAUAAUAAUGAAUAAUUGAGUGAAGUUUUUGUUCAUUGAAUAUAAACGGUGAACAACUCUUCGCUUCGUCAAGUGUUUACGCAAAGUGAAGUAUCAGAAUUAUGUUUUUCGGUUUCGUUCGAAACGACAGUGUUAUUGGUGCGACCUUCAAACGACAAACAUUUCAUCAAAGAACUUGAUAAAAAGUGAGAAAAAUGUCAGAAACUCCAGAUUUGUUUAGGUUAGAAGGAUCCGAUGGAACCGAAACCGGAGGAUUGUUCAUUCGUAAACAAGCGUCUGAUCACACCUUCAAAAAACCAAGCGUGUCACAAUUCGGUCUAGACAAAUUGGCAGAACGCAAAAGACGAGAAAAUUCUCAAGAGCCUGGAAGUAGCCGUAGUGAAUCAAAGAAAAAAUCAAAACAUGAAUCCAAAGGUGAUCGUAGAUAUAGAUCACAUGAGGAAGAAACACCUACUUACACAGGCGGAGUCAAUGCCGAAGCUCAAAGAAAAUUGGAAAGUCGUCUCAAACGACAGAGACUCGAUGCCCAGGAUCGCAUGAGACGAGAUCGAGAGAGAAGUCACAGUCGAGAUAGACGAGAUAGAACUCCAAGAUUUCGAGACGAACCUCAAACUCCUAAAAUUCGUGCAAGAGAUCCAACUUCAAGAAGCAACUGGGACGACGACGAUGACGAAGAGCCACGUAGAUCUAGCUGGGAUCAUCCCACUCCUAAGCUUUAUGGUUCCAAAGAUUACAGAGAAAGCGCAAGAAGUGAAUUUACUCCGUCAUACAAGUACAAUCCGUGGCAUCGAGAUCACAGAGGCGGUUCUGGUGCUACACCUAUGAUAGACGGAGAGGAAAAAGCACUUUGGGAAGAAGAACAGCGAAGGUUGGAUCGCGAAUGGUACGCAUUAGACGAUGGAGAAAACCAGCGUUUUGCCGAUGUCUCGGAAGAAUAUACGAGAAAAAAGGAAAUGGAACUAGAAGCAAAACGAGAAAAGCGGGUUUCCGCGCAGCAAAGGCAGAUCAACAAGGACAACGAACUUUGGGAAAGAAAUCGAAUGUUGACUUCGGGUGUUGUGAGCUCACUGGAACACGAUGAUGAUCCGGACGAUGAGGGAGAAGCUCGAGUUCAUCUCCUCGUUCACAACGUCGUUCCACCGUUUCUUGACGGUCGAAUUGUUUUCACGAAGCAACCAGAGCCGGUUGUACCGGUACGAGAUCCAAGUUCGGAUAUGGCUUUGGUUGCGCGUAAAGGUUCCGCCUUGGUCCGAGCAUAUCGAGAGCAAAAAGAGCGUCGUCGUGCGCAGAAAAAACACUGGGAGUUGGCUGGCACUCAUCUCGGCAACAUAAUGGGAGUGCACGACAAUAAAAAAGAGGAUCGAGAACAACAUGGUCCGGAAACGGAUUACAAAGCUGGACAAAAGUACGCACGACAUAUUGGAGCUGGACAAGUAUCGAGCGGGGAAUCGAGACAACGCACGAUACAACAUCAAAGACGGAGUCUCCCCGUUUUCGCCGUUCGACAAGAAUUGCUCAACAUUAUCAGAGAAAACAGCGUUGUCAUUAUCGUGGGCGAAACCGGUAGCGGAAAAACUACUCAACUUACUCAAUAUUUGCAUGAAGACGGUUACAGCAAAAAUGGCAUUAUCGGGUGUACGCAACCCAGGAGAGUCGCUGCAAUGUCGGUCGCCAAGAGGGUAUCCGAUGAAAUGGACACAGCUCUGGGUGAUAAAGUCGGUUAUGCUAUCCGUUUCGAGGACUGCACAUCCAAAGAAACGGUAAUAAAGUAUAUGACUGACGGUAUACUGCUCCGUGAGAGUCUUCGAGAAGGAGAUCUCGAUCGUUACAGUGUUAUAAUAAUGGACGAAGCUCACGAGCGAUCUCUCUCCACCGACGUGCUUUUUGGGUUACUUCGAGAGGUUGUAGCGAGACGUCACGAUUUGAAAUUGAUCGUAACCUCGGCGACGAUGGAUUCGAGUAAAUUUGCAGCAUUUUUCGGAAAUGCUGCAACCUACGAGAUACCAGGGCGCACAUAUCCGGUGGAAGUCUUACAUUCGAAAAAUGCAGUGGAGGAUUACGUCGAUGCUGCGGUGAAGCAAGUAUUGCAGAUACAUUUGCAGCCUCGUAGCGGUGACGUUUUAGUGUUUAUGCCUGGACAGGAGGACAUCGAAGUGACGUGUGAGUCGCUGAAGGAAAGACUCGAGGAAAUCGAUUCCGCUCCGGAAUUGUCGAUACUGCCGAUUUAUUCACAACUGCCGUCGGAUCUUCAGGCAAAAAUAUUUCAGCGUUCGGAGGGUGGUCUUAGAAAAUGUGUUGUUGCGACAAACAUAGCAGAGACUUCGUUGACGGUAGACGGUAUCGUUUUCGUCGUGGAUUCAGGAUACUGCAAGCUGAAAGUUUACAAUCCUCGAAUCGGUAUGGACGCGCUGCAAGUGUAUCCGGUUUCGCGUGCGAACGCGGACCAAAGAUCGGGUCGCGCUGGUCGUACGGGGCCCGGACAUUGCUACCGCUUGUACACGCGACGGCAGUACCUCGACGAGCUUUUGUUAACCGGAGUGCCGGAAAUUCAACGUACGAAUUUAGCAAACACCGUAUUACUAUUGAAAUCUUUGGGCGUCCAAGAUUUAUUGGCAUUCCAUUUUAUGGAUCCACCGCCACAGGAUAAUAUUCUCAACUCUUUGUACCAAUUGUGGAUCCUGGGAGCCCUCGAUCACACGGGAAGACUGACUGCUCUGGGACGUCAAAUGGCUGAAUUCCCUCUUGAUCCACCGCAAUGUCAAAUGUUGAUCGUUGCCUCUCAGCUCGGUUGUACCGCCGAUAUUCUCAUCAUAGUUUCGAUGCUCUCGGUACCUUCGAUCUUUUAUAGACCGAAAGGGCGCGAGGAGGACUCGGACUCGGCGAGAGAAAAGUUCCAAGUUCCUGAAUCUGAUCACUUGACGUAUCUCAAUGUUUAUAAACAGUGGAAAUUGAACGGAUAUUCGAGCUCCUGGUGCAACGAACAUUUCAUUCACGCGAAAGCGAUGAGAAAAGUACGAGAAGUACGGCAACAAUUGGAAGAGAUAUUGAAGCAACAGAAAAUGGAAGUUGUCAGUUGCGGUACGGAUUGGGACGUCGUAAGAAAGUGCAUUUGCUCCGCUUAUUUUCAUCAAGCUGCACGCCUCAAAGGAAUCGGUGAAUACGUCAAUUGCCGAACCGGAAUGCCCUGCCAUCUUCAUCCAACUUCCGCACUUUUCGGUAUGGGCUUCACACCCGAUUACGUUGUUUACCACGAGCUCGUUAUGACCGCUAAAGAAUACAUGCAAUGCGUUACCGCCGUCGAUGGGCACUGGCUCGCCGAACUCGGACCGAUGUUUUUCAGCGUCAAAGAAACUGGACGGAGCGGUCACGCCAAGAGGCGACAAGCUCUUCAACACCUUCACGAAAUGGAGGGACAAAUGAAAGAAGCCGAAGAGGAAAUGCGGGUCCGGGCUCAAGAACAAUUAGAACGCGAACAAGCUUCCGUGAGAAAAAAAGAAAUUCUCACACCUGGUAUCCGAGAACCAGGAACUCCCGCUUCCUACCGCAAAACACCCGGACGACUGGGUCUGUAAAUUAACUAUUUUGUGGUCUACCGACGAAAGUGUAUUUUUUCAAAAGACCGCACUUAACAAUAAAUCAUUCGUUAAUAAACAAA